Molecule: messenger RNA, 1929 nt
Organism: Condylura cristata (star-nosed mole)
Lineage: Eukaryota; Metazoa; Chordata; Mammalia; Eulipotyphla; Talpidae
Gene: ALDH2
Product: aldehyde dehydrogenase 2 family (mitochondrial)
Exons: 13
Coding region: 259-1527 (422 amino acids)
Molecular function (GO): aldehyde dehydrogenase (NAD+) activity
Source: RefSeq, a predicted model, not a curated record
GCCCCCUGGAGCCGCCGCGCGCUGUCGGCCGCGGCCGCGCAGGCCGUCCCGUCCCCUGAGCCGCACCCCGAGGUCUUCUACAACCAGAUCUUCAUAAAUAAUGAGUGGCAUGACGCCGUCAGCAAGAAGACAUUUCCCACGGUCAAUCCGUCCACUGGGGAAAUCAUCUGCCAGGUGGCUGAAGGGGACAAGGAAGAUGUGGACAGGGCGGUGAAGGCUGCCCGGGCCGCUUUCCAGCUGGGUUCACCCUGGCGCCGGAUGGAUGCAUCCGAGAGGGGUCGGCUGCUGCACCGCCUGGCCGACCUGAUCGAGCGGGACCGGACCUACCUGGCGACCUUGGAGACUCUGGACAACGGCAAGCCCUACGUCAUCUCCUACCUGGUGGAUCUGGACAUGGUCGUCAAGUGUCUCCGGUAUUAUGCCGGCUGGGCUGAUAAGUACCACGGGAAGACUAUUCCCAUCGACGGGGACUUCUUCAGUUACACACGCCAUGAGCCUGUGGGAGUGUGUGGGCAGAUCAUUCCGUGGAACUUCCCACUCCUGAUGCAGGCCUGGAAGCUGGGCCCCGCCCUGGCCACAGGGAAUGUGGUUGUGAUGAAGGUGGCCGAGCAGACUCCACUCACCGCUCUCUAUGUGGCCAACUUGAUCAAAGAGGCCGGCUUUCCCCCUGGAGUGGUCAAUGUUAUUCCUGGAUUUGGCCCCACGGCUGGGGCCGCCAUCGCCUCCCACAAGGAUGUGGACAAAGUGGCCUUCACAGGCUCCACUGAGGUUGGCCGCCUAAUUCAGGUUGCUGCUGGGAGCAGUAACCUCAAGCGGGUGACCCUGGAACUGGGGGGAAAGAGCCCCAACAUCAUCAUGUCGGAUGCUGACAUGGACUGGGCUGUAGAGCAGGCCCACUUCGCCCUGUUCUUCAACCAGGGCCAGUGCUGCUGUGCGGGCUCUCGGACCUUCGUGCAGGAGGACGUUUACAAUGAGUUUGUGGAGCGGAGUGUCACCCGAGCCAGGUCUCGGGUCGUGGGGAACCCUUUUGACAGCCGGACCGAGCAGGGGCCACAGGUGGAUGAAACUCAGUUUAAGAAGAUCCUUGGCUAUAUCAAAUCUGGAAAGGAAGAGGGGGCGAAGCUGCUGUGUGGGGGAGGAGCUGCUGCUGACCGUGGCUACUUCAUCCAGCCGACCGUGUUUGGAGAUGUGCAGGAUGGCAUGACCAUCGCAAAGGAGGAGAUCUUUGGGCCAGUGAUGCAGAUCCUGAAGUUCAAGACCAUAGAAGAAGUCGUCGGGAGAGCCAACAACUCCAAGUAUGGGUUGGCUGCUGCUGUCUUCACAAAGGACUUGGACAAGGCCAAUUACCUGUCCCAGGCUCUCCAGGCAGGAACUGUGUGGGUCAACUGCUAUGAUGUGUUUGGGGCCCAGACACCAUUUGGUGGCUACAAGAUGUCUGGGAAUGGCCGGGAACUGGGAGAGUAUGGCCUGCAGGCGUACACAGAAGUGAAAACUGUCACCGUCAAAGUCCCUCAGAAGAACUCAUAAGGCCCACACCGCUUCCCCUCUCAUCCAGCGGCAGAAAGAGCAGUGAGAUUAGUAACACUAAGAAAACGGCCCUUCUAUGCUCAAAGCCUCAAAGGAAAUUUUCUCUCAAGCUCCCUUGGAUGAAGUCUCAGGAAGUGAAAUGACAAGGAGGACAGUGUAGAAUGAAGAGUAUUUGGGAAAAGCCUUUAAACUGCAACGCUAUUAGUAGCUUGGGUGGGGGUGGGGGUGUUUCAAAGGCAGAUGGAAACGCCCCAUCCUGUCCAUCUGACUCACUUCUGUAACUUUAGGGCGCAAGAAAAGGCUGUUGUUUACAACUGUUCCAACAAUUAGUGCUUUGCUUUUUAUUUCCCACUAAAUUUCAUUAAAAAUCAGUGCUGUCCAUAUACCAGAGACAUUUUGCGG